Messenger RNA from Fomitiporia mediterranea MF3/22, 1380 nucleotides. RefSeq lists its product as uncharacterized. The coding region runs from base 1 to 1380 and encodes 459 amino acids. NCBI's taxonomy places the organism in Eukaryota, Fungi, Basidiomycota, Agaricomycetes, Hymenochaetales, Hymenochaetaceae. The transcript has 3 exons. The record is from RefSeq and is a predicted model, not a curated record.
AUGUUUAGGAGGACAAAAUCAUCUCAGAAUAAGGGAGCCAAAAAAAUUGCAAAAGUAGUAUCAGAUAACUUGGGCAAUGAGAAUGGGAAUGCUGGAAGAUCUGAACAUCAAAGCCAACACACUAGUAGCAAGCAUCAUAAACAGGUCAAGGUGCAGCAACAAAAAUCUAAGGAAAAUGUACGAAAGCAACAAGAGGAGAAACAGCCAAGUAAGCAGCGAGUAUGGAUUGCUAAGAAAAAGAGGUCCAAGGAGGAACCGAAAAAACCUGCUCAGAGAAUGAUGAAACAUAGACACAAGGACAACAAUCACUGUGCUAUAGAGCCAGGAAGCUACAAAGGGACCGGACAUACUUCCAUAAGUACUAAAAGCAAAGCUACUCCGGGAAAAUCCCCAAGUACUCAUAAUACAGAGGCCUCCUCUGAAGUAGGCAUUAAGAAACAGGAGGAAACUGACAACUUGUCGGACUUAGAGUCACAACACUCUCGUACUAGCUCACAUACAUCACAACACUCUCUUACUGAAUCACAAGCAUCGGGACACUCUCUUGCUGACUCCAAAGCAUCAAGGUUCUCUCAAACUGAGUCUCAUGCAUCAGAAUACUCUCACGCUGAGUUAGCAGAAGACUCCCAGCCUGAGGCCGAAUCAUCCGAGAAUUCUCAAGCUGAGACUGAAUCAGAAAAUUCUCACUCUGAGACUGACUCUUCAGAAGACUCUCAGCCCAAUACUGACAUAUUGCUUCGUUAUACAAAACAAGUAUCAGACCUGUUCGAGUUCCUGGGCCUUCCACCUUACUUACGCACAAGAGCAGCAUUCGAGCAAGUUCCUCAUACAUUAAAAGAAUUCCAUUCAAGUAAAGUCAAGAAUGACGAUCAGUCGAACAGUGUCAAGCUGGAGAAUAAGGCAAAAUAUGAUGUGUGGAAUGAAUUUAAUGCGACAUAUAAGAAUAUCAAAAAGUGUGAGUUAAACGAAGGAGAUAAUCAUUAUGUCAAUGGUGUCAAAGACGUGUUUGAUAGAGCAGAGAGGAAAGCAAAGGAAGAGCGAGAAGACUACAAAGAGUAUCUCAUAGACAAUAAUGAUCACGAGAUUAUAAAGAAACUUAUGGCAGAGUACGAUAAGGGCAUAAAUGAGAAAACUCAAGCUUGUAUCAAGACGGCUAUGAGAGCCAGACUGAAGGCACACAUAAAAGAGCUCGAAGAGGAGGAAAAGAGAAGAAGGUAUAAAGAACAGUUUUCAUACACGCCGCCAUGGUAUACUAUCCGAGGGACAUCAGCAACUCCUCAGCACACAUCCUCGUUGCCAAGAAGUGUUCAGAAUAAUUCUGAUGCACCUCCUGGAUCCUGGUCUGCUAGCCAAACACUGGACUAUCUGGCCAGGUUGUGA